UCAUAGCAUAUGUGCCCUGAGAGUAAGUAAGUCAACAGGUAAAUAAGUGUCAACAGCAGCACAACGUCUCGUGUAAGCUGUGUUUAAACUCUAUGGUUUACGUGGUUGACACAGUAUCCGUUGAUUAAGAAGAUGUCGGGGAACUUGCAAACGCAAGUUUGGACGCGCCGGUAAUAUACAUCAAUGGGCAUCGGCAACCAAGCCUAACAUGGCUAGCUGCAUGGUUGAACUUCACAUCUGGUCCCUCAAGUCAUCGGUCACAAUCAGAGAUAUUGAUGUUGGCUGUCACACCUAUCAUGACAAGGGAGAAACAGUUGUUACAGGUUACCUGGACCAGAAACAGCAAUAUGCAGAAAGUAGAGACUUGCUCUGGACACCCAAGAACAGACGACCAGAGAAACUCAGAGACCUACUCAAAGAAGUUGAGGAUCUAUUGACAAGCCACCAGGUAGUGUUCACAAGAUGGAGAUCGAGGCGGCAAUUCCAGGUCAUGCUGAGUAAUUGUGUCCUGCUGUCGUUCCAAGUAUCGGCGCAUAGCGGCGAUGUGGAGCGCAUUCUCAUAGACAAAACGCUACAGGGGAAAUUCUGUUCUGAGAACAUUAACAGCGCUGUUGUGACAGACUCCUUCGUUGUUUGUACCUUUCCCGAUAAACCCAAACUCGGGUAUGCGUACUUCAGUAAGCGACCCUCCUCUGGGCAAGAGACUGGGAAGAAGAUGGACAAGAUGUCUUCCUACGAUCCAAAGAUAACCCAUGUAGACCUACCUGGGGUUAAGACCAAACGAGAGAGAAAGCUGUCCGUCAAUGUCAGCCAGGAGUGGGUGUUAGUCUGGUGCUGUACUGGCAGGGAUGAUUCCUCAGCCUGGCCCUGGACUCCUAUGACUAGUGACAAAGAGAGGGCUAAUGUCUUCCUGUAUGCAGUCAAUGGAUCCAAACUGGAAGAGUUGUGUUUUGUCAGCACUGAGUAUGAACCUCUGGAUGUCACCUUCAGUCAUAGUCAACCAAGACACAUCUAUACUUUGGAAGGGGUUUCAUCCUCCACGUCCGGAGAUUACAACGUAGAUACUUGCAUUUAUGAGUGCUCAAAACAAGGGUAUAUUCAAAGAGCUACUGUUACUACAAUACCACUCAAAGCCAGAGUUGUUGCGCACGGGCGAAACCACUCUGAAGACAAGUUAAUCCUGGGCUGUUCAGAUGGCAAGUUGGUGUUGUAUGACGAGAGCAAACGAGUCACUCAGUUCGUACAGUCAGACUUGGUGUCAUCCCUGAUCACAUGGCACCCUGCAGGUAGUCUGGUCCUUGUCUCUGGCAACAAAGGAGAAAUUCAGUGUUUCGACAUGGCUCUGAACCCUCUCAAUCUACUCACCGUCGGGGAGACAUCUCGCAGCUUACCGACGUUACAACUCACAAAGUGUUUCAGAUCCCCGGUCACAAUUGGAACCCUCGUGUGGAGCCAUUCCACCAGUUUAUCUGACUGCAUUGCCGAUGCCCAAGAUUCUCUUUUGAUGAUUUUCAAUGGUGGCCCCAUAUCAAUCUUGCAGCUUCACCUGGGAGUGCUUAGUAGAGGCCAGUUGGGGCCACAGGAACUCAUCCAGCAGUACCUGAACCAUCAACAAAUCAACGAGGCUGUUAACCUAUUGAAUGUGAUGAACUGGAACACGGACAGCGGUAGCUGCUUUACCUGCCUGACCACCAUCAUCAAUAAUCUCUUGAAGCUACCACUCAACCCUGACAGGGAAGCUGCCCUAGAGGCUAGUCUGGGCAGCUUCUACGCCCCUCUAAGGCCCCUGUCUGAGGUGAUCGUAGUGGACUACCGCGACCCCAUCAGUCGUCUGGCGCGGCGAUUCUUCCAUUAUCUGUUGAGGUAUCAGCGCUUUGAGAAGGCCUUCUUGCUUGCCGUUGACCUCCACUCAAGAGACCUCUUCAUGGACAUUCACUAUCUUGCAUUGGACAAGGGAGAGAUGGCCCUAGCGACGGUCGCUAAGCAGAAAGCAGAUGAGAUUGAGCAAGAGAUGCCUUCUGAAUCAGAUAACUUUGACUCUUUGAGUGAUUCCGUUGAAGAGGAGGAUUUCUCCAGUGAUUCUUACAGCAGCGGGAGCGAAGACCAACCUCGACCUGCAUCCCCAGCAAGAGCUACAGGAGCAUCUGGUAGAGAUGAGAAACAGAGAGGCCCAGGAUCCAGCAGGGCCUCGCCCGAGCCUGUCAGAGCAGGCAGACACAUUGAACGAGAGGCGUGGUACCAGGCUGAAGAGCAGAUUGACGUCGCCUAUGGUCUGGGGUCUGAUUUAGAGGAAAUUCACCUUGAUGCCUCGGAAGGUCUUGCCAGUAUCCCUGGAGAUGUCUACACCCAAGUACUGACAGACAAUCCAUUCGGAUGGGACAACCAAAAGCCUGAUGAUGACCAGAGGAGCAGAGAAGCCCCAGAGGCAAGAGGCGGGAUAGUCGAGGAAGGUGAAGGACAGGAAAGAAAGGAGGACGGAACCACCAAGACGGUCAAAGUCAUCCAUUUUGGCAUGGUGUGACACGUACCCUCCACCCCAACCCUGCCCGUGGGUUUCAACUGUCCACUUUGCUAGUAUGUCAAGCCACUCCAGAUUGCUAAACUAAGCUUCAGACAUGAUUUAUGUGAACUAUGUGCUGAAACAGAACACAAGGCAUGGAAGAAAACGUGUGCGUUUUUUUGCGUGAGUGUGCAUUGGUACUAGGCAAAUAUAUGGCAAUAGCAUUCCCAUAAUAUCUCUCUUUGUGUUACUGUUAUAAACGGAUUCCACAGUGACAAACUCAUGUGGGCAAUUCCAUGGUAACUCACAUCACAUUUGGAGGGGGUCUUCCAUCAACUUUGCACUGUUAUUCUAUGAAGUCAAAGCAUUGAGGGUGAAUUUUUCUCACAGCAGAUCCCUUGAAAUGAAGUGACUUAACUAUUUUUAAAAAAAAGGCCAACAACAUAAACUUCUGUCGAUUACUCACUUUACAAGAAAAGGACAUAACAAAAAAUUAUAUGCCCUGCAUUUGAACGGUUCCUCAUACUGUAUACUGAUGGAACCUAUUCCGUACUUCAUCUCACUGCCACAUCACUCAAAUGAAAGUUCUUGUUGUCCCCUUUAAUUUGAUAUCACAUUUGAGGUGCUGCUUGCCCAUGGAAUUGCCCAUAGUCAGUGUGUUUCCACAAAAAUUUCACCACAGGACAGCCUGCAGUUCCAUUUCCAUGGCAAAUAUUAUAGAGAUGGCAACCGCAUGCCCAUGCUUGUGGCAACUGUAGAGGGUAUUGUGGCCUACUAUAAACGAGCUAAGUGAGGAUAUGGUAUCAAAGUCAAGACCCUUAUUAGCUUGAUUCAGUUUCAACUGAAUGGGAACAAAAAUAUAGCAAAGAAAAUGGAAAUGGCACUAUACUGUGUCCUCACCUAUCACUAGUGUCACUGUACAGUGAGUAGUUGCACUGAGGGCCGUUCAGCUAG
Messenger RNA from Patiria miniata (bat star), 3454 nucleotides. RefSeq names its product WD repeat-containing and planar cell polarity effector protein fritz homolog (gene wdpcp). The coding region runs from base 209 to 2521 and encodes 770 amino acids. The record is from RefSeq and is a predicted model, not a curated record. Gene Ontology annotation, biological process: establishment of protein localization; nervous system development; cilium organization. Gene Ontology annotation, cellular component: axonemal basal plate. Lineage: Eukaryota; Metazoa; Echinodermata; Asteroidea; Valvatida; Asterinidae. The transcript is spliced from 26 exons.